Molecule: messenger RNA, 2265 nt
Organism: Medicago truncatula (barrel medic)
Lineage: Eukaryota; Viridiplantae; Streptophyta; Magnoliopsida; Fabales; Fabaceae
Product: cytochrome P450 71D11
Exons: 2
Coding region: 343-1866 (507 amino acids)
Molecular function (GO): oxidoreductase activity, acting on paired donors, with incorporation or reduction of molecular oxygen; monooxygenase activity; heme binding
Source: RefSeq, a predicted model, not a curated record
ACUUGUUUCUUUGGCCGGCUGUAUAGUGAUGAUGUCAAAAUAGCCAUUUUGAAAACUAUCUUGUCCCUUUCAAUUUUGUCAAAUUCUUAUUGAUAAGAAAAUGAUUUCGUUGGACACAACGGAACCUUUGCAUCUGUACUAAUAAAUCAAGUUUAACCGUUUAAAUAGCAGAUAUAGAUCCAUUUUGGAGAAGAAACCAAACAGGAAAAGAAAUCUUAUCAAACAUAGGACAAACUAAAGAUAAUAACAGAUCAUAAAACAAACUGAAAAUGUACUCAAUAGUGUAGAUGCUGUAUAUAUAAAGAUACUGGCUAGUAGGAUAUAGUUCAAACUAUCCUAUCCAUGGCUCUACUAGUCCUCUACUUGCCAUAUAUUUUCUUCUUUAUCCUCUUAACCCUUAUAGUACAAAAGAUAAGAAAGAAGAAAAGUUACUCGGCUUAUAACAUACCGCCUGGGCCUAGAAAGUUACCAAUUAUAGGAAAUAUACACAAUCUGUUAAGCUCUCAACCCCAUCAAAAAUUAAGAGACUUGGCGAAAAAAUAUGGACCAGUGAUGCAUCUUCAACUUGGAGAGGUUUCUGCUAUGGUCAUUUCAUCCCCCGAGUGUGCUAGUGAGGUGAUGAAAACCCAUGAUAUUCACUUUUCAUCAAGGCCUCAAAUCCUGGCUACAGAAAUAAUGUCUUACAAUUCCACAAGUAUAGCUUUUGCUCCUUAUGGUAAUUAUUGGAGACAGCUACGGAAAAUCUGCACACUGGAGCUUUUAAGCCUAAAAAGGGUCAACUCAUACCAACCAAUUAGAGAAGAAGUGUUUUUCAAUCUUGCCAAAUGGAUUGCCUCACAGGUCGGAAUUCCAAUCAACAUUACUGAAGCUGUACGUUCGUCAAUAUACACAAUUGUUUCGAGGGCUGCUUUUGGCAAUGAAUGCAAAGACCAAGAUAAAUUUAUAUCAGUGGUAAAACAAUCAAUAAAGGUUGCAGGGGGUUUUGACUUGGGAGAUUUGUUUCCCUCAGCUAAAUGGUUACAGCUUGUUACUGGUAUGAGGCCUAAGCUUGAGAGGUUUCAUCGACAAACUGAUCAGAUAUUUGAAAACAUCAUCAAUGAGCAUAAAGAGGAAAAGUACACAAAAGCCAAAGAUGAUCAAGGUAAAGUAGAAGAAGAUCUGAUAGACGUUCUCUUAAAAUAUGAGGACGGUAGCAACCAGGAGUUUACCUUAACAAAAAACAAUAUCAAGGCCAUAAUCCUGGACAUUUUUGCUGCUGGAGGUGAGACAUCAGCAAGCACCAUAGAUUGGGCAAUGGUAGAAUUGGUAAAGGAUCCAAGAAUCAUGAAGAAAGCACAAGAUGAGGUGAGAGAGGUUUUCAAAAUGAAAGGAAGGGUUGAUGAAAAUUGCAUCAAUGAACUCAAUUAUUUGAAAUUAGUUGUCAAAGAAACCUUAAGGCUACACCCUCCAGCACCUCUUUUGUUACCGAGAGAAUGUAGUCAAGAAUGUGAUAUAAAUGGUUAUCACAUACCGAUUAAGACUAAGGUGUUAGUCAAUGCUUGGGCAGUUGCAAGAGAUCCAAACUACUGGACUGAACCAGAGAGGUUUUAUCCAGAGAGAUUCAUCGACAGCGAUAUUGACUAUAAAGGGAGUAACUUUGAGUACAUUCCUUUUGGUGCUGGAAGAAGAAUAUGUCCAGGGAGCACAUUUGGUUUGACAAAUAUUGAGCUGGUCCUUGCAAUGUUAUUGUAUCAUUUUGACUGGAAGCUUCCUAGUGGAAUAACAGGUGAAGAAAUGGAUAUGACUGAGGAAUUUGGACUCACGGUGAGAAGAAAAGAUGAUCUUUUAUUGUGCCCUUUUGUUUAUAAUCCUUUGCAAGGUACAUGAGCUUCACGAGAAGAAACUGAAAACUUUGCCAGUGUACCGAUAAUUAUUUUAGCAGAGUGCCGAAAACAUACCUUCUUCCAGUCGAAAUAAGUUGGCUAUGCUUGGCUAUAAGAGUUAAAAUAAAUAAAGAUUGUUCAACUUAACCAUGUUUACUAGAUUGCAUAUAGUAAAUAGUUUUCAUUCAAUCUUAAUUUAAUCUCUAAUUUAUAAUAUUCAAAUCAGUUCCCGAAUUUAAAUAACUAGCGAAUAAAUCUACAUCCUUAAGCCCUAUUAUAAGGGAUUGAAAUUUACCUUUCCCUCUCCUUUCAAUACAAACCAGAUGCUAACCCUUUCAUUGAGCUUUUUAAUACCUACCAGCCUUCUAUCUUUUUGCAUAAUGCUUUCUAAUAAGAUUUUCAA